Messenger RNA from Brienomyrus brachyistius, 2604 nucleotides. It is a transcript of the gene fubp1, whose product is annotated as far upstream element (FUSE) binding protein 1. NCBI's taxonomy places the organism in Eukaryota, Metazoa, Chordata, Actinopteri, Osteoglossiformes, Mormyridae. Gene Ontology annotation, cellular component: cytoplasm; nucleus. The transcript has 20 exons. The coding region runs from base 58 to 2157 and encodes 699 amino acids. Gene Ontology annotation, molecular function: mRNA binding. The record is from RefSeq and is a predicted model, not a curated record. Gene Ontology annotation, biological process: regulation of DNA-templated transcription.
UUUAAGCCGCCAUCUUGUCUCUUUUCCCCCCCACAAGAAGCUCGGUGUCGUUACAGGAUGGCCGACUACUCCAGCGUGGCUCCUCCGUCCUCCAACUCGGGCGGCGGGGUGAACGACGCCUUUAAGGAUGCGCUGCAGCGCGCCAGGCAGAUUGCUGCAAAAAUAGGAGGCGACGGUGGUGUGCCCCCCCCUCCAGUCGCCAACGAGUUCGGCUACGGCGGCCAGAAGAGGCCCCUGGAGGAUGCCGAUGACUCUUGGACAAGUCUGAGCAGUAGAACACACUGGGAGGGAUUUCAGUCUUCUUUCACAGAUCAACCGGAAACAAAGAAAAUGGCUUCACAGAGCGACCCUUUCUCAUCAGUUAUGGGGGGCAUGAAUUCCGCUCCCAGGUCGACCUCUGAGGAGUUCAAGGUUCCAGAUGGGAUGGUUGGAUUCAUUAUUGGACGGGGGGGUGAGCAGAUAUCCCGACUGCAGCAGGAGUCUGGAUGCAAGAUACAGAUUGCCCAAGACAGUGGCGGCCUACCAGAGAGGUCUGUGACCUUGACGGGGUCCCCAGAUUCAAUCCAGACGGCGAAGAGGCUGUUGACGGAGAUUGUGGAGAAGGGCCGACCCCAGCCAUUCAUGCACUCCGACGGGCAGGGGAUGGCCGUGCAGGAAAUUCUCGUCCCAGCCACUAAAGCUGGCCUUGUGAUCGGGAAGGGUGGCGAGACCAUCAAGCAGUUGCAGGAACGUGCCGGUGUGAAGAUGGUGAUGAUCCAGGAGGGCCCUCAGAACACAGGGGCUGACAAGCCUCUCAGGAUUUCCGGGGAGCCUUUCAAGGUCCAGCAAGCCAAAGAGAUGGUGAUGGAGCUGAUCCGGGAUCAGGGCUUCCGGGAACAGCGAGGCGAGUACGGCUCCCGCAUGGGCGGAGGUGACACGCUUGAUGUCCCUGUCCCGAGGUUUGCCGUCGGGAUAGUGAUUGGCAGGAAUGGUGAGAUGAUCAAGAAGAUCCAGAAUGACACUGGAGUCAGGAUCCAGUUUAAACCAGAUGAUGGCUCGAUGCCUGAAAGAAUAGCUCAGAUCAUGGGCCCGCCUGACCGGGCUCAGCACGCCGCCGAGAUAAUCGCCGAUUUGCUGAGGAGCGUGCAGGCUGGAGGCCCCCCAGGGCCUGGGGGCCGGGGCCGCGGCAGGGGACAGGGCAACUGGAACAUGGGUCCCCCUGGGGGGCUGCAGGAGUUCACUUUUACCGUCCCUGCCAUGAAGACCGGCCUCAUCAUCGGCAAAGGGGGCGAGACCAUCAAAAGCAUCAGCCAGCAGUCAGGGGCUCGGGUAGAGCUGCAGAGGAAUCCGCCCCCCAACACCGACCCCAACCUCAAGAUCUUCACCAUCCGCGGCUCCCCCCAACAGAUCGACUACGCCAGGCAGUUGGUGGAGGAGAAGAUCGGGGGUCCAGUCAGUCCCAUAGGCGGUCCCCAUGGCCCCCCCGGUCCACAUGGAGGACCUUCUCCACACGGUCCACCUGGACCACCUGGACCUCCUGCCCCGAUGGGUCCCUAUAACCCCGGACCGUACAACCAGGGCCCCCCUGGACCACACGGUCCCCCAGCCCCCUACCAGCCCCAGGGUUGGGGUAAUGGCUUCCCUCACUGGCAGCAAGGCCAGCCAGAUCCUGGGAAGGCGGCCGCUGACGCCAACGCUGCAGCCUGGGCGGCGUACUACUCGCAGUACCAGCAGCAGCCGCAGCCUCCCAUGGCCCCCGCAGCUGCUGCGCCGGGCACCGCACAGACCAAUGGGCAAGGUGACCCGCAGGCUCCAGGUCAGAGUGGACAGACAGAUUACACCAAGGCCUGGGAAGAAUAUUACAAGAAAUUGGGUCAACAGGGACAGCCGCAGCAGGAUUACACUAAAGCCUGGGAGGAGUACUACAAAAAGCAAGGUCAGGCGGCUCCCCAGGCAGCGCCGGCUGCUGCGUCCCCUGCGGGAGGCCAGCCGGACUACAGUGCAGCCUGGGCUGAGUACUACCGGCAGCAAGCGGCAUAUUACGGACAGGGCAGCCCCCAGGCCAUGGGGGCCGCGCCCCCCCAGCAGGUACCGCUUGCCCCGCUCCCCGCCGCCGCCGCUAACCCUUUCCCCCUAGGUGUGGGCGCCCCCUUGAGGAGCUGGCGUCUCUACGACUAACAGCCUUCUCUCCCACAUACAGGCUUCUGUGAUCUUUGAUCCACUUGUUAACACUUUAUGUAUCUUUUAUGUAUUUCCUCUGCACAGGGCCAGUAAUGUGAAGUGGACAUAAAGUAUUUGCUUCACUGUCGAAAAAUCCUUUGUUAAAUGUUUGGAUGCAGACGCCUUGAUGAAGAUCUUAAUUUCUUUGGUUUAAAGUGUCGAAAAGAUUACAAGUUCCGGCGGGGGUGGGGGGGCAGGUUCUUUUUGUUUGCUGUGUUUUGGUUUUUCUCCCUUGUACAAUAUAAGCAGUUUGUUUUUAGUGUGGUAAUGAUAGUUUUGGACAUUCCAGCUCAUGUAUUUCAUGUGGUCAAUGCUCAUGUUUAUAAUUACUGUAGUAAUUUCCAUGUAAUUCAUCUCCGUUUUAAAAUGCUUGUUGUGUUUUGCAAUAAAACAAAAUGAAACCUC